Molecule: messenger RNA, 570 nt
Organism: Colletotrichum orchidophilum
Lineage: Eukaryota; Fungi; Ascomycota; Sordariomycetes; Glomerellales; Glomerellaceae
Product: Sodium:neurotransmitter symporter family protein
Exons: 4
Coding region: 1-570 (189 amino acids)
Source: RefSeq, a predicted model, not a curated record
AUGACGCAAAGCGCCGAUGAAGCCGAAGACAGCCGCGACGUUUGGGAUUCCCGCAUAUCUUUCAUUUUUGCCGCGACGGGGGGUGCCGUCGGCCUCGGUAACGUCUUGCGCCUUUUUGUCGCCCACUCGGUGUCCUCAGAAGAUGGUGCCGGUGUUGGUUGCUGGAUGUCCAUCUUCGGCAUCGUCUCUUCGGUGCUGCUUUCGUCCGACCCUACAACCUACAGCCCCGAGUUCUUUUUCGAAAACACAAUAAUGAGACGUUUUUGGUAUCUAACGUCUUGCUCGGGCAAUCAACUUACCCCAGACCUGAAUGCCACGAUAUCUAUCGGCGGCCAAUGGAACAUUCCAGCUGCCUGGGGAUUCGUUCUCAACUAUUACGCGGCGCCGACAUUCAACAUCGUUGUUCCCGAACACGAGAGACUCAGGGUCGUUUACCCCAUCAUGGGUGGUAUAAUCUUCUCGAGGGCCAAUGCAGAAGUGACGUUGGACAUCGAUGGGGUACUGCAGAAUGCUGGAGACUCUACUGUCGAGGCUCAAGAAGUCGGCGGCGAAGGAAACCUGACGCCAUAG